Molecule: messenger RNA, 1686 nt
Organism: Anolis sagrei ordinatus
Lineage: Eukaryota; Metazoa; Chordata; Lepidosauria; Squamata; Anolidae
Gene: ARMC10
Product: armadillo repeat containing 10
Cellular component (GO): mitochondrion
Molecular function (GO): protein binding
Source: RefSeq, a predicted model, not a curated record
GGGGCGCCCCCUGAUGGCGAUGCUGGGCUGCCUUCCUUCCUUCUUUUCCGGCGGCCAUGCGGGACUCAGCCCUGAAAGCGGGCCUGGUGGGGCUGGCGGUGGGCGCCGGCGUGUGCUGGGCCCUCUAUGGCCUGGCCUCCAGGAGAAGGAGGCGCCGCAAGGGAGCGGACCCAGGGGAAAGGGAGCCAAGCGCCCUCUUGCGAGCAGCUUCGGCCCUCCCCUUGGUUUCCAACUCGAGUGGCCAGAGAGAGGCCGCCACUCCUCAGCAAGCAGGCAUUGACUUUCCAAACUCGCCUCAUGGUUUGGGAACAGAUGACCUACAAAAUCUAAUUUAUUUACUUGAGUCUACAAAGGACUCUGCCAUUCAGGAGCAAGUUCUGAUUACAUUGAGCAACAGUGCUGCAUUUUCAAUAAAUCAGGAUACCAUUCGAAAUUUAGGUGGCCUCCCUGUUGUUGGAAAAAUGCUUUCAGUUCCUGUCGCUAACAUUAAAGAGAAAGCCCUGAAUGCGCUUAAUAACCUGAGUAUGAAUAUUGAAAAUCAGGAAGUGAUAAAGGCAUACAUUGCCAGAGUCUGUGAGGAAACCUGUUCAGCUCCCUUGAACUCUGAACUGCAGCUAGCUGGGCUUCGGCUUUUAACCAAUAUGUCUGUUACCAAUAACUAUCACUCCAUGAUGAUUAGCUCCAUACCAGGCUUUCUCUAUUUGCUUUCAGCGGGAAAUGAAAGAACACAGGUUCACGUUCUGAGAGUGCUUGUGAAUUUGUCAGCAAACCCAGCUAUGACAGAACAUCUUCUUAAGGCUCAGGCACCUUUUCUGUUAUCUCUGUUUGAUAGCUGUACAAAAGAAGAUGUUUUGCUCAGACUGUUGGUGUUCGUCACAAACUUGGCAAAGCAUAUGAAAAAGGACAAAAAUACUGUUCAUUACGAGUACAACGAAGAUUCAGUUUUUUCUGUUCUGUGGGGGGAUUCUACAUUGUGCGCUCAAAAACUGGCUUCUUUAUUCCACCACCAUGAUAUGGAAGUCAGAGAACAAGUUGCCAAACUAAUAAGUCAGCAAUGCUGACAUCACCAAUUAUACUGUUCAAGUCCUCUCUUCAAAUCUUGAAAAUCCUUUAUGGAGGAUGUAGAUCAAAAUUUGGGCUAUGUGAUGAAGGAUGUCGUGUGCUUUUGAGAUUCUUCACCAAAAACUACAGAUGUGACCUUCUCAUUCCAAGAUCAAUUGAAACCAAAGAACACGGAGUUGAAAAUUGUUAUUCGUGUUAUUCGGAUUAAAUGGACCAGGCCACAGUUGGUCCUACAGGCUUCUUGUCUAGAAUACAAGCAUCAAUAAGACAAAAGAAAGAACGACAUCCUUGAAAGUGGCAAUUUUGUGAAUGCAUUUCAACUAUUAUUUAUUUACAGUAUUUGUAUACAUCUUUUCUCACUCCAAGGGGGACUCAAAGUGGUUUAACUAGUGUGCUUCUUGGGAGUAAAGGAUUUUUCCAUGCUGUUAGCCCUGGACUAUAUGUUGUUUAUACAUGGAAUCAAUCAGUAAUACACUUUAUUGCAUUUAAAAUCAUGCCUUUCAUAUUUUUGUGGGACUUAUUUAACCAUCUCUGUUGCUCUACAUGGACAGAAAAUCAGGCCCCUGACUCAUCAUUGGCUCCCACCCUGUUAUAAACUAUAAAUAAACAGGGCUGAAAGUGAAA